This is a messenger RNA of Rhincodon typus (whale shark), 678 nucleotides long. RefSeq lists its product as uncharacterized. The record is from RefSeq and is a predicted model, not a curated record. The coding region runs from base 1 to 678 and encodes 225 amino acids. Gene Ontology annotation, molecular function: sterol 24-C-methyltransferase activity. Gene Ontology annotation, cellular component: endoplasmic reticulum. The transcript has 2 exons. Lineage: Eukaryota; Metazoa; Chordata; Chondrichthyes; Orectolobiformes; Rhincodontidae. Gene Ontology annotation, biological process: sterol biosynthetic process.
AUGCUAUUUGAUCACCUCACCAAACAACUGGGCAAACCGAGGCAGGGCCCCUGGGGCUGGAUGGUGAAAACGUUCUUAGAAAGGAAGAGUAGAUUGUUGGAGGUGAAUGCUGUCAAACUGUGUGACAUUCAGCCUGAGAGUGUGGUGCUGGAAGUGGGAUUUGAACCAGGGCUCGGUUUGCAGGAAGCUGCUAAACGCCUUACACUGCCCAAGGGAAAGCUGUACGGGCUGGAUUACUCCGAGUACAUGUAUCAUGUAGCCAGCAGGAGGUUGCAACCUGAUAUUCAGACAGGGAAGGUGACACUGUUUCACGGCAGUGUGGAACAAAUCCCUCUGGAAGACAACGUGGUGGACAGAGUGUUUCACUGCAACUGUUACUACUUCUGGCCGACUCUGCAAUCGGGUUGCAGAGAGAUUUACCGAGUUAUGAAACCAGGUAUAGGGCUGAUGGUCACUAAAUUGAGCGUGGAAUAUCUAAAGAAGUUAGUAGUUGCUGGAUUGUUAAGGGAUACAAAAUGGCCACCUGAGCUGUACAUGGCUGCUCUCUGUGAGACAAGAUUUGUCGACGUUUGUAUGGAGCACAAACAAGACGAGGGCAAACCCUUUCAGGCUAUCUUUGCUAGAGUAAAUAAAGCCCGAAUGUGCGGCCUUCCUACCUCAAUAAUUUGGGUUUGCUGA